AUGCAUGGAGCUAUUAAUAAUCCGUCGUUAUGGCUUCAUUAUUCAUGCAUUUCAAAGCGUGGUACACUUGGAAUAAGAUGGAUAUCACGCAGUGAUCAAUUCAACUUGGCUACAAUGCAUAUUGAUUUAUCAUCAGCUUCGCCAGACAUCUACCACUGGCAGCAAGAAACAACAGCUAUUCAACGUUUUUUAUCGUCUGCUGAACAAAUUGAACAAGAAAGAUUUGGUGAAGCAUUAUCAUUAGUGCCGACACAUCCAUUAUACAGCCAUCCGUUUGCUAUAUCAAAUGUUAAAAUUGGCAUCAAUGGAUUUGGUCGUAUUGGUCGACUUGUAUUUCGAUGUGCACUUGAACAAGCUGUUCAAGUAAUUGUUGUCAAUGGUGCCGAAUAUGUUGUUGAAUCAACCGGUGUAUUUACAACAGUAGAUAAAUGUCAACCACAUAUACAAGCUGGUGCUAAAAAAGUUAUCAUUACAGCUCCAUCAGCUGAUGCUCCAAUGUUUAUUAUGGGAGUUAAUGAGGAGAAAUAUACAGGAAAAGAAACAGUUUUUUCAGUUGCAUCAUGUACAACAAAUUGUUUAGCACCACUUGCUAAAGUUGUUCAUGAAAAAUUUGGUAUUGUUGAAGCUUUAAUGACAGCUGUACAUUCAUACACUGCUACACAAAAAAUUGUUGAUAGUUCAUCAAAUAAAGAUUGGCGAGGUGGACAUGGAGCUGCACAAAAUAUUAUUCCAUUAUCAACCGAUGUUGCUAAAAGUAUCGGAAAAGUAAUUCCUGAUUUGAAUGGAAAAUUAACUGGUAUGGCUUUUCGUGUUCCAACACCAAAUGUUUCAGUUGUUGAUCUCACUGCUCGAUUAAACAAAGGUGCUAAAUAUGAAGAAAUUUGUGCUGCAAUUAAAGAAGCUGCUAAUGGUCCAUUAAAAAAUAUUUUGGCAUAUACCGAUGAAAAAGUUGUUUCAACAGAUUUUAUUGAUGAUACGCAUUCAUCAAUUUUUGAUGCUAAAGCUGGUAUUUCGCUCAAUGAUAAUUUUGUUAAACUUGUUGCAUGGUAUGAUAAUGAAUAUGGUUAUUUUGAUCGCGUGAUCGAUCUGAUUAGAUAUAUUGCCAAAAAAGAUCAUGAAGAUAAACUUGAACAAUCCUUCGAAUGA
Molecule: messenger RNA, 1146 nt
Organism: Didymodactylos carnosus
Lineage: Eukaryota; Metazoa; Rotifera; Eurotatoria; Philodinida; Philodinidae
Source: the annotation of a GenBank genome assembly